Messenger RNA from Aspergillus wentii DTO 134E9, 1818 nucleotides. RefSeq lists its product as uncharacterized. Gene Ontology annotation, molecular function: sequence-specific DNA binding; zinc ion binding; DNA-binding transcription factor activity, RNA polymerase II-specific. The record is from RefSeq and is a predicted model, not a curated record. The transcript has 2 exons. Gene Ontology annotation, biological process: DNA-templated transcription; positive regulation of transcription by RNA polymerase II. NCBI's taxonomy places the organism in Eukaryota, Fungi, Ascomycota, Eurotiomycetes, Eurotiales, Aspergillaceae. Bases 1 to 1818 code for a protein of 605 amino acids.
AUGGAAGCAAGAACCAGAAAACGCAUCCCCAAGUCCUGUCGACGCUGUCAUCGUCGGAAACAGCGCUGCGUGGGGUUUCCCAGCUGUACUAAUUGUGAAGCUGCACAUCAACCAUGUGUUCGAUCGGAGACAGCCCUGUCGUGGCAUCAUGGCAUGUCAAAGAACGCUCUCGCCCAUCGGAUUGAGGCGUUAGAGGCACAGUUAUCUGCUCUUCGAGAUGAAACGUCAGAAGUUGAUGGUCAGCAUUCUCCUACCGAUAGCCAUCUCAACGGGGUGGUGAGAUUCUUGACUCUAGGACAUGAAGGAAGUGUACCAGGCUAUCUUGGCCCAUCAUCUGGUUUAUCCGUCGCAGAGAAUCUGAAUCGAAUUGUGCAUGAUGCUGUAUCCAAGUCACUCCCUGUAAAUGGUGGCAAUCAGCCAGGUCCAUGGCCAAACACAGAACAAAAGGUCGCACCUCCAGAAGACGCAAUAGGAGAACAGAUCCUCAAUGCAUAUUUCAAGAACAUGCACAUGCGUCUUCCCUUUCUCGAUCGACAUGAGAUUCUCGAGUUACACGCACAAAGGCACCAAGGAGCAGGACCAACGCCACACGACCAGUUUCGCAAAUUCAAGAUCUUCAUGGUAUACGCGAUUGGAGCGGCCAUUCUCCAAAUGACAGAAACAUACGAUUCGACUCCCCCAAAUACGUUUCUGGCUACGGCAUUACAGUUUGAACCGACGUUGAGAGAAUCGCUGUCUAUUGCUACCAUCGAAGCAAUGAUGUUGUUGGUUCUGUAUAACCUGCGUUCAUCAUCGAAUUCCAGCGUUUGGUACAUGAUCGGACUGGCGAUGAGGACGUGUGUGGAUUUUGGAUUACAUCGAGAAGCACAUUAUCAAAAGUUGAAGCCAGAGGAAGGACAGUUAAGACGAAGGCUGUUUUGGAGUGUCUAUCUCAUUGAACGAUACGUCGCCUGGUCACUAGGACGGCCGUUCAGCAUCGCAGAGGAAGAAAUGGACGCAGAGCUGCCACCGGAAAUAGACGAACAAGGACAGCCCAACCUUCGAAGAUUCAUUUCAUCCAUACGGCUCCAGCGCAUCAUGUCUCAGAUACAUAUGCGGAUCUAUCGUGUUGACAAGAACAUAUCCUCGUUGGUGCCUGAGAUCAGCCCCCUUCUGGCUUCACUAGAAGAGUAUAAACGCAGUCUGCCUCGACUGGAUCCACACGAAGAUGACUUUGUGCAUAUGCAUUGGAAUAACUCGAUUCGAAUGCUUCUUCAGCCGUUUUUGAAUACCCUCCAUCCAGAAGAUAAACUCAUUCAAACGUGCUUAUCUGCAUCGGGACAGAUGUGUCAAUUCUUUAAAAGACUGCGACAGCGAGAUUCGUCGGGAUAUUCUUUUCUUCUAGUUAAUUCGGUCUUUUUAGCUGGACUAACUAUGUGUUUCUGUCUCUUUCGAUCCCCCGGCCUCUGGACAACAAGUGUAUCAAACGAUCUCCGUGCCUGUUCAUCUGCACUAUUCGUCAUGGCAGAAAGGAAUCAAAACCUGAAAAAGUAUCGCGACGGACUGGAAAACAUCAUCAACCGAGCCAUGAAUUUUGUGAGCGACAACGCAGACCAAGCAUCUUCUGUACAAGAAACACCAACCAUCCCAACCACGAACUGGAACUCGGCAUUAUUCGAUCUGCAGGACCCAUUAUUUUCAACCUUUCACGACUUCCAACCAGACUCACUCCUUCAAACUGAACUUCAAGAUCCAUUUAAUGGGAUGCUCACUGAAGAUUUCUGGGCAGGCGAUGGAUUCAGCUUACACAUGGACGGACAAGCCAGACGACAAGAAUGA